AUGGGUUCAGUGAAGAGGAAGUCAAUAGAAGACCCGAGUGAUACAAGUAGACCUGAAAAGCAGCUGAGAGAGGAUAGUUUACUGGGUUUGGAUGAGCAAGUGGCUUGUGUGCAUGAUGUUUCGUACCCGGAAGGCUAUGUCCCUCAUGCUCCAAGUUCAGCUAAGACUGAAGAAAGCUUAAAACCUGCAAAGGAGUUCCCUUUUACACUUGAUCCUUUCCAAUCCGAAGCAAUUAAGUGCCUUAACAAUGGUGAAUCUGUCAUGGUGUCAGCACACACAUCAGCUGGUAAGACGGUUGUGGCUCUGUAUGCAAUUGCUAUGUCAUUGAAGAAUAAUCAGCGUGUGAUUUACACUUCACCAAUCAAAGCACUUAGUAAUCAAAAGUACAGAGAGUUUAAAGAAGAGUUUUCUGAUGUGGGAUUGAUGACUGGAGAUGUAACCAUUGAACCCAAUGCUUCUUGCUUGGUAAUGACCACAGAAAUCUGGCGAAGCAUGCAGUACAAGGGAUCAGAGGUUACAAGGGAGGUGGCGUGGAUUAUUUUUGAUGAGGUACACUACAUGCGUGAUAGAGAACGGGGUGUAGUUUGGGAGGAGAGUAUUGUGAUGGCUCCAAAGAAUUCUCGAUUUGUAUUUCUCUCAGCUACUGUGCCUAAUGCCAAGGAGUUUGCAGAUUGGGUUGCGAAGGUCCACCAGCAACCCUGUCAUAUUGUUUAUACAGACUAUCGACCUACACCUCUUCAGCACUACAUGUUUCCUUCUGGUGGUGAUGGUCUAUACUUGGUGGUUGAUGAAAAGGGAAAAUUUCGUGAGGAAAGCUUCCAGAAAGCUUUAAAUGCUCUUGUUCCUGCUAGUGAGGGGGGUCGAAAAAGGGAAAAUGGAAAAUGGCAGAAGGGUUUGGUUGUUGGUAAAGCGGGUGAGGAUAGUGAUAUAUUUAAAAUGGUGAAAAUGAUUAUUCAACGUCAAUAUGAUCCCGUAAUAUGUUUUAGCUUCAGCAAAAGAGAAUGUGAAUUUCUUGCAAUGCAGAUGGCUAAAAUGGAUUUAAACAAUGAUGAUGAGAAGGUGAACAUUGAAAGUAUAUUUUGGAGUGCUAUGGACAUGUUGUCUGAUGAUGAUAGAAAGCUACCACAAGUUUCAAACAUGCUACCCUUACUGAAACGUGGAAUCGGUGUACAUCAUUCUGGGUUGCUUCCUAUACUGAAAGAAGUGAUUGAAAUCCUAUUCCAAGAAGGGUUUAUUAAGUGUUUGUUUGCCACAGAGACCUUUAGCAUAGGGUUAAACAUGCCUGCAAGAACUGUUGUCUUCUCAAAUGUGCGCAAAUUUGAUGGAGAUAAGUUUAGAUGGAUAUCCAGUGGUGAAUAUAUACAAAUGAGUGGGCGUGCUGGUCGUCGAGGAAUUGAUGACCGGGGGAUUUGCAUCCUGAUGGUUGAUGAGAAGCUUGAACCUUCUACAGCUAAAUUGAUGCUAAAAGGAAGUGCUGAUCCAUUGAAUAGUGCUUUCCACCUUAGCUACAACAUGCUGUUAAAUCAGAUACGAUGUGAAGAUGGUGAUCCUGAAAAUUUGCUUAGGAAUUCAUUUUAUCAAUUUCAGGCAGACCAAGCAAUUCCUGAUCUUCAGAAGCAAGCAAAAAUACUUGCAGAAGAGAGAGACUCAAUUGUUCUUGAAGAAGAAGAUAGCUUGGAGGAUUAUUACUCUCUGUUACAACAGCACAAGAGCCUAAAAAACGAUGUUCGUGACAUAGUCUUCUCUCCAAAGUAUUGCUUACCUUUUCUGCAGCCUGGCAGGCUUGCAGGUGUAUACUGUACAAAUACAAAUGAAAAUGUUCCCUCCUUCUCCAUUAAAGAAAACGUGACAUGGGGAGUCAUAAUUAACUUUGAGAUGGUAAAAGGCCUUUCUAAAGAUGAUGAAGAUAAGAAACCAGAGGAUGCCAACUACACAGUAGAUAUUCUUACUAGAUGUAUGGUGCAUAAAGAUGAACUUGGUAAAAAAUCCACUAAAAUUGUUCCCUUAAAGGAUCCUGGGGAAGCUGCUGUUGUUUCUGUUCCAUUAUCCAAGAUUGACAGUUUGAGUAGUGUUCGCCUGAAAAUACCAAAGGACCUUAUACCAUUGGAAGCUCGAGCUCAUACCUUGAAAAAGGUUUCUGAAGUUCUCUCUAGAUAUGCUAAAGAAGGUGGCAUGCCUCUCUUACACCCAGAAGAUGACAUGAAGGUUAAAAAUAGCUCAUACAGUAAGGCUGCACGCAGGAUAGAGGCGUUGGAGAGCCAGUUUGAAAAGCAUGACAUAUCAAAAUCACCUAUUAUUGAGGAAAAGCUUAAAGUUUUGCACAAAAAGAAAGAGCUUACAGCCAGAAUCAAAUCAAUCAAGAAAUCAUUGCGUUCAUCCUCUGUCUUAGCUUUCAAAGAUGAACUUAAAGCCAGGAAAAGAGUCCUCAGGAGACUUGGAUACAUCAGCAGAGAUGAUGUUGUAGAGUUGAAGGGGAAAGUAGCCUGUGAAAUCAGCAGUGCGGAUGAACUGACUCUGACUGAGCUUAUGUUUAAUGGUGUGUUCAAGGAAAUUAAAGUAGAGGAGAUGGUAUCUCUGCUUUCUUGUUUUGUGUGGCAAGAGAAACUUCAGGAUGCUCAAAAGCCCCGGGAUGAGCUUGAGUUGCUGUUCACACAAUUACAAGAUGCAGCUUGGAAGGUCGCCAAAGUUCAGCUCGAGUGCAAGGUUCAAAUAGAUGUUGAGAACUUUGUGAGUUCUUUCCGACCUGACAUCAUGGAAGCUAUCUAUGCUUGGGCUAAGGGAUCCAAAUUUUACGAGAUCAUGGAAUUCACUCAGGUCUUUGAAGGCAGUUUAAUUAGGGCUAUCAGGAGAUUGGAGGAAGUUCUUCAACAACUAAUACAAGCUGCACAAUCUAUCGGAGAAACCGAACUUGAAUCCAAAUUUGAAGAUGCCGUUAGCAAGAUCAAGAGGGAUAUCGUCUUUGCUGCAUCGCUUUACUUGUAAUACACAUACUUAAAGCCUGUUCGGCAAAUGUUGAACUAGUUGACGGAAAUCCCUAAUGGAGAAAACCCAUCCUGCAACGGGAUACCUACCAGAGGUGAGAUCUCUCUGAAGGACAGACAUGGAAAUACUGGGUAAGCUAAAGAUUUUUUGCAUAUUCCAUGGCAUCUCUCUUCACAGAUUACUCAGCUCGGAAUGAGACACAAUUUACAUGGCCAUGGUGAGGCUUCCAUUUUUGCCCUUUGGUACCAAAACACUAGGCUUACUUGAUUGUUGUUAUCAGAUACAUAAAAUGAUAGGAGCAAUUUGUGUUAUAACAGCAAGUAGUGUCAAUUUUGUGGACUAUGACAUGGAUGGAAUAUUUAGAUUACAAUCAUGUAUACAAUUUUUUUCCUUAUUUAUGGGAAGAAAGUUUGCAGUUGCUACUCGAAGUUGCAUUUUGGGUGAAGCCGACAACCAAAAAGGUAAAUAGACAGCUCCUACAGAAAGUCAAAUUUGAAACCGUGUAUUACCAAAUCACUUGAAAGUCAAAUUUGAAACCGUGUAUUACCAAA
Molecule: messenger RNA, 3533 nt
Organism: Ipomoea triloba (trilobed morning glory)
Lineage: Eukaryota; Viridiplantae; Streptophyta; Magnoliopsida; Solanales; Convolvulaceae
Product: DExH-box ATP-dependent RNA helicase DExH9
Exons: 14
Coding region: 1-2982 (993 amino acids)
Biological process (GO): RNA catabolic process; maturation of 5.8S rRNA
Cellular component (GO): nucleus
Molecular function (GO): RNA binding; ATP binding; RNA helicase activity
Source: RefSeq, a predicted model, not a curated record